AUGCUCCUGAAGCCUAUCAUCGACUCUGUUUUACUUACAUUUCACACAAUCCGGACUCUCCGAGGGUAUACAGAGCGGGUACUUGUCGCCGAGAGCGCAGCAGCAGCCGAGAGCGCAGCAGCCGCUGAGAGCGCGUCCACCGCUGAGAGCGCGUCCGCCGCUGAGAGCCCAUCCGCCGCUGAGCGCGCAUCCGCCGCGGAGGGCACACCUGCCGUUGCCGCUGGGAACGCACCUGUCCCAUGCCAAACGAAGGAGGACGCACUGAGAAAGAUUUUGUGCUUGAUGGCUGCGAUGGAGAAACUACUCAUGGCAAACCAUUGGGCUCUGUCUGGGGACGAUGCCGAAAAAAUCGUAGCGAAGAUUCGCAAGUUCGCCUCCUCGUUUCUGACACGUCAGACGUUGUCUAAGAUACUACUGUGCAGGGCUCACCGUCACGCCGAACUGGCAGACUCUUGGCUCACAAGUAGCUCAUCUGCACGGAGAAUGGCCGCGAUCACAGCGAUGGACAAAGCAGAGGUCCAAAUAAUUUCGGACCUCGCGAUAGAGGCCGUAAAGGCAUACAGGCUUUGCCUUGAGGAUCUUAGCUCCGGCAACGCUCGAGCACCAAUUCCCUUAUCCGGACAAAAAUCUCUUCCCCAGGCAACGGCGCAAACGAUGGCCAGACUGGAGGAUGGCGUCAACGACUUAUCGACCGCAAGCGCCAUGCCAUCUGGUUUCAACAUGCAUCUAUCCCGGCCCUCAGGGGCUGAUCCAGGAUUACUACGACUAAGCUUUUCAGAAGAUAAUGAGAACGUCACGGUCGUAGAGCCAAUCUUCGAGACCUUACCGGAUGUACCGAUAUCUCGCGAGGGGACACCGGGCCACUGUGAAGGGGAGGGACACAAGGCCGCGACAAUGGGCCAGGCCGCGGAUGUUGUCCAAUCCGUACUCCAAUUUGCGAAGACUAUGCUCAGAAUACUGGGCCAUGCGCAAACGGGGAGUACAGAAGAGCCUGUGGAUGUCGCCAUUCCGAGGGAGGCAUGA
Messenger RNA from Peniophora sp. CBMAI 1063, 1023 nucleotides. Lineage: Eukaryota; Fungi; Basidiomycota; Agaricomycetes; Russulales; Peniophoraceae. The record is from the annotation of a GenBank genome assembly.